This is a messenger RNA of Cyanistes caeruleus (blue tit), 2715 nucleotides long. NCBI's taxonomy places the organism in Eukaryota, Metazoa, Chordata, Aves, Passeriformes, Paridae. The record is from RefSeq and is a predicted model, not a curated record.
AUGACAGACCAUCUGCAAGAACAGGUAGAAAUGGACACUGGCCCUUGUGGAGGCAGGGUUACAAUUCUCCAUCAUAUAGACACAGGAAGAUCCAAAAGAGACUCAGACUUGGAUGAAGUCUUACAUCUGCAGUAUCCUUCACCACUGGUGAAGGAGGAGUUAAAAUGUGUCUGUUUCAAAGGGGAAAAUGAGAACAGUUUUCUCCAGCAGAGCCUUGCCUCUGCAGCCUUCACGGUUGUCAUUUUGUAUUUUGAGCCAAGUAUAUUUCGCUGUAUUCUCCUAAGAUGGGUUCGUCUUCUGGGCUUUGCUACUGUUUAUGGAACUGUGACACUCAAGCUGCACAGGGUUUUGAAGGUAUUCCUGUCCCGAACAGCUCAGCGUAUUCCAUAUAUGACAGGUGGGAGAGUGAUGAGGAUGCUGUCUGUUAUUCUUCUGGUAGUCUUUUGGUUUCUCAUUGGCUGGACUUCUGCAAUAACCCAAAAUUUGGAGAGAAACAUUCCACUCAUUGGUCAAGGGCAAACAUCUGACCAUCUGAUCUUCAAUAUGUGCCUCAUAGACCGCUGGGAUUACAUGAUGGCUGUUGCUGAAUUUUUAUUCCUCUUGUGGGGUGUUUAUCUCUGCUAUGCAGUGCGGACAGUCCCAUCAGCAUUUCAUGAGCCACGUUAUAUGGCAGUUGCAGUUCACAAUGAGCUCAUUAUCUCUGCUAUAUUCCAUACAAUUAGAUUCAUUCUUGCUUCAAGACUUCAGUCUGACUGGAUGCUGAUGCUGUUCUUUGCACACACACAUUUGACUGUGACAGUCACCGUUGGGCUACUUCUGAUCCCUAAGUUUUCACAUUCAAGCAAUAACCCAAGAGAUGAUAUAGCUACAGAAGCUUAUGAAGAUGAGCUUGAUAUGGGUCGGUCGGGAUCCUAUCUGAACAGCAGUAUCAACUCAGCAUGGAGUGAACACAGUUUGGAUCCUGAAGAUAUUCGGGAUGAGUUGAAGAAACUGUAUGCUCAGCUUGAAAUCUAUAAAAGGAAAAAGAUGAUUGCUAACAACCCACAUCUCCAGAAAAAAAGGUGCUCUAAAAAGGGCUUGGGGCGCUCGAUAAUGCGGCGCAUUACAGAAAUCCCCGAGACGGUCACCAGGCAGUGCUCCAGGGAUGAGAAGGACCUGAUGGAGCACAGUGCUGUGAAGAACUUGGCCACACUGAAGAAAAACCCACCGGAUUCCACAACUUCUGCAAAGCCAAAAGAAGAGACUUUGAAAAACAGAGUCUUUUCCUUAAAAAAGUCCCACAGCACUUACGAUCAUGUUAGGGAUCAAACAGAAGAACCAAAUGGCUUAACUACAGAAAGUGCAGAAGUUAUAGCUGCUGAGAAAACACUUCUGGACUCCUUGAAUGGUAACAAAUUAACCAAAAACGCUCCUGAAAAAGUUGAAGCUGUCUCCACUGAAUCAGUCCCUUUGGUGUGCAAAUCUGUAAGUGCGCAUAAUUUAAGUGCCGAUAAGAAGCCUCUGCAUCCAAGAACAUCUGUGUUACAAAAAUCCCUCAGUGUUAUUGCUAGUGCCAAGGAAAAGACUCUGGGACUAACAGGUAAAACACAAAGUUUAGAAGAAAGCACUAAAUCUCAUAAAUCUCAGCAGAAGGGUAAGGAGGCUAGCAAAAAGCACUCAGCCUCCGAUAAAGGGGAACAUAAGGAUUCCCACCGGAAAAACUCUACCCAAUCUGAGGAAACAAAGAAAACCCAUAAAUCUGGAAUUAUUAAACAGCAAAGGGUUAGUCAAACACCUGCAAAUUCAGACACAGGCCCAGAGCCAGAGAAAAACCACCCUUCCCAGCCAAAGGGGAAGACUCAUCAUAAGCUGAAGACACCUGAGGGGCACCAACAGUCAAAUCAAAAGAGCUCAGAGAAGGUGGAAGCAUCCACUCAGGAGACACAAGAGCAGCAGAUCUUUGAAAAUGAGAAAAAUCAGUCAAAUUCCAAGACCCAGGUCUCUCCUGGGCUGAAGUGUGAGAAUGUUAAUAGAUAUACACCUAAUACCCGUGCUGGGGAGCAGGAGGAGCUGCCCCAGAAAACAGCAGAAAAGGAAAACCUCAAUAAAUUGGCUGAACAGAAAAAAAUUGUCUCUUCUGAGGGAAAUGUGCUUUCAUCUAACUCCCAUAAGCCAAGUAGUUACCUACAGCAACCUUUAGCAUCUCGAGCUGAAGUCUGCCCUUGGGAGUAUGAUACAGCAGAUUUACCAAAUGCAGAAAGAAGUGUAGCUUUAUUGAACACCUCUGCUAUAAGUGCAAAUAAAACAGCAGCACCUCGAAAAUAAGAGGCUUUCGGACUGAGGAGAGUAGCAACAUUGAGAAGACAGACAACAGGAAAGACAGAGGGGACUUAGGCCAAAAGGAUCUGAAAAUUCCUAAGGAGCAUCACUUAAAUUAAGGGAAUCAGCACUUCAAAUAAGUAGGAGUUUAAGCAAAGUAAAUUAUCGUUAUUGUUGUUAUUAUUUAUAUGUUGAGUGCCAAUAAUGUGAUUAGCAGUGCCCAGAAUGUGGUCCCUGCUCCAAGGAUUUUACUGUGUCAAUGAAAGAAAUCUGCCUUUGUGAAAUCAAUUCUCUUUUAAAAGAAAAAAUAAUAAGAUGAUAGCAAACGCACAGUGUAGAUCUUAACCAAAUUAUUUCUGGAUGCCGUAACUGGCUGUAACUCACCCUUGGGACUUUAAAGAUCCAGCAGAAGUGGGA